GUCAGGGCCGUACGUUGUUUGAGAUUCGAACGCAGCAUAGAAAGUUCGACGUCGAUACCGAAAGACAGUGCUGCAGGACAAUCCUGCGCUCUCUGCUUCGUAAAUUUAUAUAUUCAAAAUAUAGGAGCCGGAGACUCCGUGUGACUUCGUGGGAGCAUUACUGAGGGACGUAGUGUUCGAGAGAGAGCGAGGGGAUAGAGAGCGAGAUGUCGGGUAUUGCUCGUGGACGCCUUGCUGAGGAGAGAAAGGCAUGGCGCAAGAACCAUCCUCAUGGUUUUGUUGCGAAGCCGGAGACGCUGCCAGAUGGUACGGUGAAUUUGAUGGUGUGGCAUUGUACUAUUCCUGGCAAGGCUGGGACUGAUUGGGAAGGUGGCUAUUUUCCGUUGACAUUGCACUUCAGUGAAGAUUACCCUAGCAAACCACCAAAGUGUAAAUUCCCACAAGGUUUCUUCCACCCUAAUGUCUACCCAUCUGGAACUGUUUGCUUGUCUAUACUUAAUGAGGACAGUGGGUGGAGACCAGCCAUAACUGUAAAGCAAAUUCUUGUGGGAAUCCAAGACUUGCUUGACCAGCCAAAUCCUGCUGAUCCUGCCCAGACAGAAGGCUAUCAUCUCUUUAUCCAGGAUGCGGUGGAGUAUAGGCGAAGGGUGCGACAGCAGGCAAAGCAAUACCCAACUCUUGUCUAGAUGAUAAAUGGGCACAGUUCAAGAAUUAUUUGUGCUAUGGUAGAUACUGGUUGCUGUCUCUUGUUCUAAAGUUAAAACUGUUACGUGAUUGCUGGCUGCCAUAAUAUGCAGACCCUAUGGUUUUAACUGAUUGUGCUUGCUCAGGUCUGGAUAUAAUAUUGAUACACAACAAUGUUAAAGUCAACCAAUGAUGCUUGUUGAUAAUUUCGUCAGCAGAAACCUGCUGAGGCCUGAUGUUUGUUGCUACAUUGCUAUGACAAUAGAUACUUUUCUGUGAA
Messenger RNA from Prosopis cineraria, 964 nucleotides. Its product is annotated as SUMO-conjugating enzyme SCE1. The transcript is spliced from 5 exons. Gene Ontology annotation, biological process: protein sumoylation. Bases 207 to 686 code for a protein of 159 amino acids. NCBI's taxonomy places the organism in Eukaryota, Viridiplantae, Streptophyta, Magnoliopsida, Fabales, Fabaceae. Gene Ontology annotation, molecular function: SUMO conjugating enzyme activity. The record is from RefSeq and is a predicted model, not a curated record. Gene Ontology annotation, cellular component: nucleus.